Messenger RNA from Spinacia oleracea (spinach), 1773 nucleotides. RefSeq names its product phospholipase A1-IIdelta. Gene Ontology annotation, biological process: lipid metabolic process. The coding region runs from base 97 to 1455 and encodes 452 amino acids. The transcript has 4 exons. Gene Ontology annotation, molecular function: glycerophospholipid phospholipase A1 activity. NCBI's taxonomy places the organism in Eukaryota, Viridiplantae, Streptophyta, Magnoliopsida, Caryophyllales, Amaranthaceae. The record is from RefSeq and is a predicted model, not a curated record.
ACUUCCCUCCACUUACUCGCUAACCUUACCCAAAAAAAAACUCCAUCACCCAAAACUCAUCCAUUACCAAUUCCCAAUUGCCAAUUGCCAAUUGCCAUGGCACUAGAAGCAGAACUACCAGUACUAGGACUCUCAGAAAAUGGGCCCACAUGGAAACACCUCCUAGGCUCCAACAACUGGGACGGCCUCUUGGAACCCCUUAACGAGGAUCUCCGCCGUCUGAUCCUCCGUUGCGGCGACUUCUGCCAAGUCACAUACGACACCUUCAUCAACGACCCUAAUUCUGAAUACUGUGGUGCUAGCCGCUACGCUAAGGCUGACCUCCUACAAAAAACAUCCUUCCCUGGUGGAUCGGACAAGUAUGAUGUGGUUGGAUUCCUAUACGCCACUGCUCGUGUUGGUGUUCCUGAGGCUUUUCUGUUGAAGUCGAGGUCGAGGGAGAAGUGGGAUAGGGAGUCCAAUUGGAUUGGUUACGUCGUCGUAUCGAAGGAUGAAGUCAGUAAAGAGAUUGGAAGGAGGGAGAUAUAUGUGGCUUGGAGAGGGACUAUUAGAGAUUAUGAAUGGGUUGAUGUUCUUGGUGCUGACCUUCAGUCUGCUAAAUCGUUGUUGCGUACUCAACAAAAUCCUCCUGAUGAAGUGCCAGCAAAAAUAUUGGACUCAGCAGCACCAUCAACAAACAAUGGCACAAACAAUCCGCAAGGAACGAAUUUUUUUUCGUGGAUCAUGUCAUGGUUUCAACAAAACUCUAACAAAAAUCCAGACAACGAAGAUCCAAAAGUAAUGGCAGGUUGGCUAACAUUAUACACAUCCGAAGAUCCAAAAUCCCCAUUUACAAAACUAAGUGCAAGAACACAACUGUUGACCAAACUCAAACAACUCAUCGAUCAAUACAAAGACGAAGAAAUCAGCAUCACAUUCGCCGGACACAGUCUAGGAGCAACACUAUCCAUCGUAAGUGCUUUCGACAUCGUUGAGAAUCUCACCACCGACAUCCCGGUAACCGCCAUCGUUUUCGGUUGUCCAAAAGUCGGCAACAAGGCGUUUCAAAAGAGAUUUGAAUCUUACACUAAUCUUAAGGUCCUUCACGUAAGAAAUGUGAUUGACUUGAUCCCUCUAUACCCGUUCAAACUUUUAGGGUACGUAAACAUAGGUACUGAUCUCGAGAUCGAUACGAGGAAAUCCAAGUUCUUAAAGGACUCGAAAAACCCUAGUGACUGGCAUAAUUUGCAGGCAAUAUUGCAUAUUGUGAAUGGUUGGCAAGGAGUUAAGGUAGAGUUUAAGCUUGUGAUUAAGCGAAGUAUUGCGUUAGUGAAUAAAUCUUGUGAUUAUCUUAAGGAAGAAUGUUUGGUUCCUCCAGCUUGGUGGGUUGAAAAGAACAAGGGUAUGUUGUUGAAUCAGGAUGGAGACUGGGUUUUGGCUACUCCUGAAGAACUUCCUACUCCUGAAUUUGCCUAAUUUCUUUUACUUUAAGGGUUUUAUUUUGGUUGUUGUUAUUGUUAUUUCUUUAAUUUAUUACUAGGUGAGUACUUUAUAUGUCACUAUAUUUAUUUUAUAUCAAUUGUGUGUUGGUUCAGCAGUGUCUGAGCUGAAUUUGGUAGGACGGAUCGCAUGUUCGAUCCCCCUGCAAUAACAAUUGGGAGGGGACUGGACAUAUCCACACAUAACUCACCCCGAAUUCAAAUUAGUCUUAAGGGUGAACUAGGUGAACAAAAAAAAACUAUAUUUAUUUUGUAAUUCCGAUCCCCUCGAAUAAAAAACUUAUUUUGUAAUCCU